This is a messenger RNA of Sceloporus undulatus (fence lizard), 4047 nucleotides long. RefSeq names its product microsomal glutathione S-transferase 1 (gene MGST1). The record is from RefSeq and is a predicted model, not a curated record. The coding region runs from base 187 to 654 and encodes 155 amino acids. Gene Ontology annotation, molecular function: glutathione transferase activity. Gene Ontology annotation, cellular component: membrane; mitochondrion. The transcript is spliced from 4 exons. Lineage: Eukaryota; Metazoa; Chordata; Lepidosauria; Squamata; Phrynosomatidae.
GCAGGGUCAGGGGCGGGAAGAGGCCUCCAGGAGCCCUAGUUUUCCUGAGUCAGGAGCAGCCAGGAAGAAGAAGAGGAAGGGGCCCAGACUCCCUUCUCCUUUGUGCAAGACUCCCUUGUUUUGCAAGGGCUCCUUUUGCAAGAAUCCAGAGCCAUUUGCAAGGUCUCCAGCAGAUCACCAGCCAAAAUGUUGGAUCUUACUGAAUUAGUGAAUAUCGAUGUGACUGUGGCGUUUGUUUGGUAUGCAGUCCUUCUUAUUGUAAAAAUGAUGCUGAUGAGUGCCUUAACAGGAAUGUUCAGAAGAAAGAAAAAGGCAUUUGCUAACCCCGAAGAUACAGCUUUAGUUGCUAAAGGAGAGAGUGCAAAAAAGUUCUUGAGGACUGACCCAGAUGUGGAGCGUGUGCGCAGAAUCCACCUCAACGACCUUGAGAACAUUGUUCCAUUUCUUUUCAUUGGAUUCUUCUACUCUUUCAGUGGUGUUUCCCUCUCCACUGCCUUGCUGCACUACAGAAUAUUCUUUGGUUCUAGAGUUUUCCACACCAUUGCCUACCUUAUACCCCUUCCCCAACCCUGCAGGGCUUUGUCUUGGUUUGCAGGGUACUUAGUUACCUUUUCAAUGGUGUAUAAGCUUGUGAUGGUGGGUCUGAGCACAUAAUAAGAAAGAAAACCUCCACUCAUGGUCUAAUCACUGUGGGUUUCAAAGUUUCUGCCUUUGAGAGAACCUUUUUUAUAGAUUAAUUUUCCAGAUCUGCCAAAGGUAUGCUAAGCAUUGUAGGACAUGUUCUAGAGCUGUGGCCCUCAACAAUAGAUCUCCAGAUGUUGUUGGACUUCUGUUCCCAGAAACCCCCACCAGAUGCACCAGCUCAGUGCUAGGCAGCCAUUUUGAACCUCACUGUCACUCAUUUGAAAUGAGAGUAUGGCCCAGAACAUUUCUGAUACUGUCCUGCAGGAGCAUGUUCCAUGGAAAAUUGGAUAACGGUAAGCAAAUGGCCUUUCAAGAGAAUAUGUCCACUGCUACUGCCUUAUUUACCACUGUAAACAACACACAUCUUGCAUGCAGAAGUUCCCAAUUUGAUCCCUGACAUCUCCAGAAAAAACAAAAGGGGUGGGAGGAGAAGAUCAUACAGCAGGUAUUGGCAGAAACAUCUGGCUAAGACCAGGGGGACCCAUUGCUAGCCAAAGCAAAUGAAACUGGUCUGUGGUAGCCAAUGGUGAAAUCAGUAUAAAGCAGCUACAUAUGUUCAAGUAAUCCCCUGAUAAGGUUCUAAGGAUCCAGGUUUGCCAGAACUUUGUUUAAAGCUAGUGCUUUAUUAGAUUCUUCAAAUAUAUUUCUCUCUUGCCUACCCUCUUUCAUCAAUAAAAAUCACCCAUUUCUUUAGCUGUUUUUGUUUCAGAAAGGUUACUUUUUAGACUAAAAUAUUUUGCAUCUUUCAGGCAACAUAGCUGUGUUGAGAUACUUCUUUAAACUAACACUUAGUCCUGACACCUGUGGGUACUCCCAGCUUACGUAGAUGCAUUGAAUUCAUUACUGAAUGGUGACUUAAUGUUUAUAUAAAUCUUAUAGAUUCAAUAUGUCUGCUCUAGUUGGGAUUACCAGCGGAUUCAAGAGUUAGCAACUUUACAGAAAGGUAGCUUUAUACUGAGAUAUCUUCUAACUCAGAAGGUAAUUUAGGGGCUAAACAGACUGGCAUUUGAGUCCAGCCUUAGGGCAAAGUGGGGGCGUGGCAUCCAUACACCGCAUGUCCCAACGCUGCCCUGAUGCCGUCAGUUCAAGUGCCCAACCACAUGCCAGGGGUGUCAUGGUGUUCCUUUGGCGCAGUGUUUAGACAUGCUGCACCAAAGGAGCACUGAAAACUUGCCGCCGCGGUGACAAUGGUGCCUUUUUGCCAGUGCUAAAAGGAGUGGAAUUUUGCCAUUCUUUUUAGCACCGGCAAAGCGCCAGAUUGGGGCUGUGAUGUGUGAUUGGCACGGCCCUGAUCCAGCGCUGAAAGGGAUGGUGCGGAGCCGCUUCUUUGGGGCGAUCUGUAGACCCCCAUUGUAUUGUUGAGACCUGUCUUCCCCAACCUGGAACCCUCCAGUGGUUUUGGACUAUACAUCCCUGACCAUUGGUCAUACUAGCUGGGACUAAUCGGAAGUUCUACUCCAGAACAUCUUACAGCCAUCAAAUCUUCUACCUCUAAUCCACACCAGUUGGUAGUGACUCCAUGGUUCCCCUGAUAGCAGACUUUUUUAGCCCUUGCUGGAGAUACCAGGGAUUUAAAUUUGGACUUUUUGUAAUCCCAGUAUGCUCUGUAACUGAGCUAUAAUCUCCUCAAAACCAGUCUUUGUUCAGAGCAGCUACGAUUUUUCAUUUCAUUGCUCUUUUCACCUCCUGUAUGACUGCUGCUUUGAUUUACCUGUUUUGUGUGUGUUCAGUUUCCACAUUUAAGAUUUUUUGGCAUUAUUGGCUAGGAUGUCUAGAGAAACAUUAUAAGGUAAUCCAAUGUAUUUUCAAUGGCAAUUUACUGGGAGCAAACAAUGAAUUGGGCCUGGGUUGUAUUAUAAAUGUUAACUGUGUUCUAAUCUGCCCAGCAGAAAUAAUGCAGUUUGACACUGCUUUAACUGCCAUGGAUCGGUGCUAUGGGAUUCUCAGAUCUGUUAUUUUGUGAGAUAUUUAGCCUCCUCAAUCAGAGAGCUCUCGUGUCACAACAAACUACAAAUUCCAGGAUUCCAUAGAACGGGUCCAUGACAAUUAAGAUGGUGUCAAACUGCAUUAUUUCUGCAGUGCAGAUCAGACCUGUAACUCCCAUCAGUCCCAGCUAGUAUUGCCAAGGAAUGAUGGGAUUUGCAGUCCUGGAGCAUCUGGUGGGCUGCAUGUUCCCCAUCUCUAUACUAAGAGAUGGGCUUCACUUUUGUGAUCUUUCUUGUGACCUUUUAAAUGGUUGCAACAUUUGGAACAAAAUUGAGGACUAGGUGGAUUCUUAGUAUGAUGGAUCAAGAUACUGUAGUUCUCAAGUGUGAUCAUGUAGCUGACUUUUCCAAGUGGUAGGUGACUACAUUUUUGAGAAUUGUUGGUUUUGUAUUUUCCACACUAGGUUAAAAAAUGCCUCACUGGUAGCUACAUGAUAGUGUCAACUCACCCACAUGCUAGAGUAGUCCAGAAAACCCCAACAUUGUGGAAAGGAGACCCCUCUCAAUCCAAGAGGCAGCCCUACAGCAAAUAACGGUGGAAUAUGCAUUUUCUCUCUUAUUCUGGUGUAGAGAAAGUCCAAAAUCUUUAUAACAAAUGGACAUAGAUCCAAUUGCUUGGCAUAGCUACAUUAGGUUCACUAAACCAAUGGUAAAUCAAAUCUAAUUUAUUUCAUGGACUCAUUGGGUCUACUGAAGUUGCGAUCAGCCUCUAGAUUUAGGCCAUGAUAACAAGCAUAAUACACGAGAAACAAAUGCUGAUAGUAUAGUGUGAUUAAGCCCUCCCUGAGAUGUUGGUAUUUUUAGGAGUGGCCACUGUUGGAUGUACUGUAUUCUUGAUUCCAGACCUGUGGCCCUCUCUUCACCUCACACAUUCACCUGAGCCCACUAAUAAAGUUCAAAAUCCAUGUUGUUUGAACAUGAAAUCCCCAGAAUUGUUGAGCAGAUGCAGUCAAAUCCAUUGUGUUAAUUGUUACCUGGGUAGAUGUGCCCUUUGAGGUGACUGCAGAAAGCCACUCAGAGGUUAGUAGAAUGAGUUUUCAGAAAAAAUGUAAGAGUCUGUUUUAUAUUCCUUAGCUUUGCAGGUGUUUAGGAUGAAUUUAGGCUGGCUCUUAGUCCAGUUUCUAGUAGUUUUGGGUAUUGGGAGCAACAUUUUCUAAUUACUGUUGAAGAAACAAAAUGUUUUUCUUUUGCCUUCACAUAUAGCCUAACCUCGGUAUGAUUGGAGUCACUUGUACAAGUUUUUAAAGACUUUUAAUGUGCAACAAAUCAACAACUGUUUAUUGAUGGCAUGUAUGUAUGGUAAUUUUCUACAGAUGCUAUUUUGGGAUAUCUCUUUUUGAAGCCUAUGUAAUAAACACAAGAGCAAAAAGAAAAAAAA